Molecule: messenger RNA, 1165 nt
Organism: Parathielavia appendiculata
Lineage: Eukaryota; Fungi; Ascomycota; Sordariomycetes; Sordariales; Chaetomiaceae
Product: S-adenosyl-L-methionine-dependent methyltransferase
Exons: 8
Coding region: 88-1122 (344 amino acids)
Molecular function (GO): methyltransferase activity
Source: RefSeq, a predicted model, not a curated record
AUCGUAGCCUUGCUUGAAUUUCCCGCUCAUUCCACUGUGUGCGCAGGGCAGAGUUGCGCCUACGUCGCGGAGUACCGAGCCUUGCCAAUGGCACCUCCAUCGGGCGUCGCCAUGUCCUUCCGCUCGGCUGACCGGGCUCUGGAUGACUAUCAAUUCACCUUCGAAUCGUACUUGGACGACUCGGCGCGGAUUGAGCCGGAUUCAAAUGGUCACGAUGUAUACGACACACAGUCGCUUUCAGACAGCAUAGCCAAGUCCAGGCAAGAGCUUGGGAGGACGUACCAUUCAUAUCGCGCGGGGUCCUACCACUUCCCCAACGACGAGCCAGAAAACGAGCGGGCGGAGGAGCAGUACGAGAUCAUGAAAAUGGUCAUGGACGGCCGCCUACAUCUUUCUCCAUUCUCUCGCACUCGUCCUCCACGCAAAGUCCUAGAUAUUGCCACCGGCACCGGUAUUUGGGCCAUCGAGAUGGGGGACAAAUACCCCGAGUCCGAGAUCAUCGGCACCGACCUCUCACCCAUCCAGCCCGCCUUCGUUCCUCCAAACGUCCGCUUCUUCGUUGAGGACUCGUCGGAUGAUUGGGACUAUCCAGCCGAGUUUGACUUUAUCCACACGCGUUUGACCAUCGCCUGCUGGUCAGACAUGAAGAGGCAGAUCAUCCAGCGCGCCUUCGACCACCUCCGACCCGGGGGCUGGCUCGAAUGUCAAGAGAUUCCCGUCCACAUCUACUGCGACGACGGCACCCUGCCCGACGAUUACGGAUGGCUGCGGUGGGUCAGGGACUUUGAGGCGGUCUCGCAGCUCGCCAACCGGCAAGCAAAUACAGGCCCGCAGCUUAAAGAAUGGAUGCGCGAGGUUGGCUUUGUUGACGUGCAGGAAACUGUGUUUAAAAUCCCCCUCAACGGUUGGCCGAAGGACAUGCGAUUAAAGCAUCUUGGCAUGAUGUGGCAGCGGAACAUGCUCGAGGGGUUGAGCGCUUUCAGCCUUGGUCUGUUCAACCGGUUCUUGGGGAAGACGGUUGAGGAAAUAGAGCUGUCCUUGGUGGACGUCCGGAAGAGCCUCUUCGAUCGCAACGUGCACGCCUACCACAGGUUGUACGUGGUCUGGGGUCGAAAGCCAUAAGCCGCCUAGCAUUCGUCGAUACAGACUGCCGCAGCAACCGGAA